CGUAGGGACUGUACUUUAAGUGUCAUAUGAGAGAGGACUCUAGUUUGUCGCUAUAUAAUAGACUUUAGUGUUUCUCCACACGAAUUCCAAGCGGAGACCUGCCCGGGCUCAGCUGCGCAUUCCGUGUGAGGCCAUCGCGGAGGCCCACUGCCCUCUGUUGGGUGGGGGGACGCAGUGCCGAGCGCCGCGAAGCAGUGCCGAGCGCCGCGGGCGGACUUUGCGAGAAAUGGCAAAAAAUCUUUUGACGACAUCAUCUUUGUCUGUAAGGACAAAAUUAUUACAUCAAACGGGAGUGUCACUUUAUAAUACAUCUCAUGGCUUCCAUGAGGAAGAAGUAAAAAAAAAACUUCAGCAGUUUCCUGGUGGAUCCAUUGACCUUCAGAAGGAAGACAGUGGCAUUGGCAUUCUUACUCUGAACAAUCCAAGUAAAAUGAAUGCCUUCUCAGGUGUUAUGAUGCUACAACUUCUGGAAAAAGUGAUUGAAUUGGAAAAUUGGACAGAGGGGAAAGGUCUCAUUGUCCGUGGGGCAAAAAAUACUUUCUCCUCAGGAUCCGAUCUGAAUGCUGUGAAAUCACUAGGGACUCCAGAGGAUGGAAUGGCCUUAUGUAUGUUCAUGCAAAACACCUUAACAAGAUUUAUGAGACUCCCUUUAAUAAGUGUUGCGCUGAUUCAAGGUUGGGCAUUGGGUGGAGGAGCAGAAUUUACUACAGCAUGUGAUUUCAGAUUAAUGACUGCAGACAGUGAGAUCAGAUUCGUCCACAAAGAGAUGGGUAUAAUACCAAGCUGGGGUGGUGCUACUCGACUAGUUGAAAUCAUUGGCAGUAGGCAGGCUCUCAAAGUGUUAAGUGGGGCCCUCAGACUGGAUUCAAAAAAAGCUUUAAACAUAGGAAUGGUUGAAGAGGUCUUGCAGUCUUCAGAUGAAACUGAAUGUCUGGGAGAGGCACAAGAGUGGCUAAAGCAGUUUAUCAGAGGGCCACCGGAAGUAAUUAGAGCUUUGAAAAGAUCUGUUUCUUCAGGCAAAGAGCUUUGUUUAGAGGAAGCAUUACAGACUGAAAAAGAUCUUGUAGGAACAGUCUGGGGUGGACCUGCAAAUAAAGAGGCUAUUGCUAGGAAAGGAAAAUUUAAUAAAUAGUUUUAAAAAAAUACAAUGUACUACAAGUAAAACUCCAAUGAUUAACCUUUAUAAAUAAAGUUAAAUGCCAGAAUUAUUUGAAGGCUACACUAGUAUUUGUUUUUAAUCAUUUUUUGAAUAGCUGAACUCAUACUAUCAAGUAAUCGGAAACAUUUAGCUAAAAUACACACUUUUGGCUUAAAAGUUAUCAAUUCCCACAGCAGUUCUUACCCUAUAACCAACCCCAGUUUUUAAAAGGAAAAACCUUUCCACAAAACCUAUUCUUGGGUUGUUGUCUUACCUGGAAAUAAUUUACAAAAAUAAUGAACUUUGCACUAAAGAACAAAAAUGGAGAGGGGUCAGGGACAAGAUAAGAAAAGCUAUGAUCAAUCAUUUUCUUCUGCUGUAAGCAGCUGGGGGGUAAAGAUUUGGGGAGGGGGCGCCUGGCUGGGUCACUUGGUAUGGAGCAUGUGACUCUUGAUCUUGG
This is a messenger RNA of Odobenus rosmarus divergens (Pacific walrus), 1598 nucleotides long. RefSeq names its product enoyl CoA hydratase domain containing 1 (gene ECHDC1). Gene Ontology annotation, cellular component: cytosol. Gene Ontology annotation, molecular function: enoyl-CoA hydratase activity. Lineage: Eukaryota; Metazoa; Chordata; Mammalia; Carnivora; Odobenidae. The transcript is spliced from 6 exons. Gene Ontology annotation, biological process: fatty acid beta-oxidation. The coding region runs from base 227 to 1132 and encodes 301 amino acids. The record is from RefSeq and is a predicted model, not a curated record.